Messenger RNA from Hyposmocoma kahamanoa, 1803 nucleotides. RefSeq lists its product as uncharacterized. The transcript has a single exon. Bases 1 to 1803 code for a protein of 600 amino acids. Gene Ontology annotation, biological process: DNA replication, removal of RNA primer. The record is from RefSeq and is a predicted model, not a curated record. NCBI's taxonomy places the organism in Eukaryota, Metazoa, Arthropoda, Insecta, Lepidoptera, Cosmopterigidae. Gene Ontology annotation, molecular function: RNA-DNA hybrid ribonuclease activity; nucleic acid binding.
AUGGCUACUAUACACAUUUGUAAGGAUAUAAAUAACGUAUACGUAUCCCAAUAUGCCGACGACUUUGCCCUGUAUUUGACUUACCAACACGUUAGAGAAGGAAGUUUGGCUUUACAGUUGGCUCUAAAUAAAUUUUCAAAAUUACUAAGCGUUAUAGGACUGGAUAUAUCGGCAAAUAAAAGUAAGGUCUGUAUAUUUAGUAAUAGUUUUAGAAGAGAUUCAGCACAUUUAGUAGUAAACGGGCGACAAUUGGAAACGGUUGAUAGUGUGAAGUAUCUGGGUCUUUGGUUGGAUCGGACUUUGAGAUGGGGUAGGCACAUAAGGGAAACUAAACAGAAAGUCGAAAAAUUCACAAAUAUAUUUAAAGUUUUAGCAGGCCCGGGCUGGGGAGUGCACCCGAAACACCUAAGACGCCUGUAUAUUGCCCUUGUCAGGAGUAGGUUAGAUUAUGCUAGUUUCCUCUACGAUAGUGGCAGUAACUCUCAAUUGAUGCAACUUGACAGGAUUCAGAACCAAUACUUGCGAGUAAUCGGAGGUUUCAUUAAAAGUACACCAAUACAUGUUAUGGAAAACGAGCUAUGCCUGCCCCCACUAAAUACUCGACGACUCUAUUUGGGGGGAAAGUUCUGGUUGAAAUGUAAGUCGCUCAAAAACAACUCGUCGAUAAAACUAAUAAGCCGCCUGACUGAACUCUGUCAAUUUGCAUACUGGAGAAGGAAAAGGAAGCCGCUUUUGGUGUCGGUGCAUGCAACAUUAAAUGACCACCCCAUACGACAAGGCAGUGUAAUAGAGAUGUUUUCUUUACCCACGUGGGUCAGCAAUAUGGAUUUGACAGAAUUAUUAAGACCUUUUAUUCCUACAAUAAGCGGCGCGAAAAGAAUACACAAUGUAUACACUUUAAAAAUCAUAUAUGAAAAAUAUAUGUCAGAAUGGUACUGUAAAUUCUAUACAAUUUAUACGGAUGCUUCGAAAAACGACUAUGGGAUGGGUGUGGCCUUUUACGAUCCACAGACUAAAGACCAUAUAAAACUCAAAAUUACGACAAAAAUGUCCAUAAUGAACGCUGAGCUUAUAGCUAUCCUUGAAGCCCUGUCUUAUCUCAGUUCCGUGGAAUUUAAUAAAUGUGUUAUUUUGACGGACUCCAAAAGUUCCCUUCAACAUUUAGCGCGAUGUUCUAGGCCAAGCUUUCGUGGAUGUCCUGUCGCAUACGAGAUCCUCAGUCUGAUAUGCCAAUUACGCAGUGGUGCCAGGGAGAUUGUGUUGCAAUGGGUGCCCUCCCAUAUAGGAAUAAACGGGAAUGAGAUUGCGGAUAAGUGGGCCAAAGAAGCAACAUGUGAGGGCGAUACAUACUCUUGUGUGCCGUAUUUUAGGGAUCUGAUGUACUUAAAUAAGGAACGUUGUUAUAGCUCUUUGAAAGCCCACUUUGACGUAAGAUCGUUAACCAAGGGAAUAUGGUAUAAAACCAUACAACCCAAUCUCCCUGGCAUACCAUGGUUUGUCGAUGCCAAAAUGAGCAGGCGUGAAGUUGUCACGGCACUGAGGCUUCGCUCGGGACACGUACCUUUAAAUAAGUUCGGGUAUUUAAUGAAAAAGGUGCCUUCACCGGACUGCGAGACGUGUGGAAAAUUGGAAGACGUUUACCAUGCAAUAAUGGAGUGUAGUAGUAGUGAAAUUAUUAGGCAACACAUUCCAAAUUUGAAUUCAUACUCGGUAGGCAUGUGCAACAGCAUUUUGGCCGCUCCUUUAUGUAAGGAGGCCAGAAUGCUGUUCAAUAUGAUUAAAACCGCCAUAACAAGAGUGUAA